CAUGUGAGAUGUGAGCAAUCAGCAACGUUACCUUUAGAUUAGGUUAUAUCGUAACCGAGUUUAGGUUAUGGUUUACGAUUGAAGACAGGAAAACAAAGAAUUGCAGUGUAAGCAUGAGUAGAUUUUUAUUUAAGUACAGGAAUGUGAUUCUGGGUGUAACUGCUACUGCAGCUGGAUAUUAUGCAGUCCUUAUGCCACACACUGUUUUGUUGGAAAAGUAUAAAUACAUGAUGACCAUAUACCGUAUGGAAAAAGAGGUGCCAUUAAGCUCUGAAAUCCAGCAGAUAAUCCAGAAGGUAAUGAACGAUUUAAAGCUGUCCGACGACAUUAGGGAUUCUAUAAAGCCCUUUAGCACGCUUGGUUUUGAUUUGUUUCACGCCGGUACUCUCAGUACCAAGUACGGUGCGAUAUUGGGGAUUCCCCUUAAUUUCACCAAUACUAGAGAUCAACUUCAUCAGUAUCUGCAAAUCAAGGAGGAGCCGAUAGAGUGGACGCGGCAGGACGCAAAAGCUUUUCUAAAAGCAAUAAUAUUUUCCGAGGAUGCACAAAAAUUCGCGAUAGCACGCGAAAUCCUGGGAAUCCAGGGAGAGGAGCCACGCUUUAAUUCACUCAUACUGGCUCUAACUGUAGGAACCUUGUGGACACUUUAUAACAUUAUAUCAUACAGAUUUAGACUACGCGAAGGCAAUGCGAUAGCACGACGUACGUUUUACGUGACUUUCACUUUAUUUGGUACACUAUUUUGGUUUGGUGUAAAGGACUACCGAAGUUACCAGCUCGACAAAAAGAACGAUGAAGCCUUGUGCCGUUUAGGAAACGAAUAUAUCAAGGGGGGACAGGAAUUUUAUGAAAAAACAUUAAUCAGAAAUAGAGCAUUGAGGACUCUCCUUGGAACAGAAGGAAAAAAAAUAUAUACCAUUCAUGGAAAUGAAGAGAAUUUUUUGAGACUGAAGCAUAUGCCAAUUUCCUAUAGGAAGGAUUUUUUCGAUUCGCAUCUACGAAACUUGGAAGGUAUGAAAUAA
Cyphomyrmex costatus is the source of this 1022-nucleotide messenger RNA. Its product is annotated as transmembrane protein 177. Bases 114 to 1022 code for a protein of 302 amino acids. NCBI's taxonomy places the organism in Eukaryota, Metazoa, Arthropoda, Insecta, Hymenoptera, Formicidae. Gene Ontology annotation, cellular component: membrane. The record is from RefSeq and is a predicted model, not a curated record. The transcript is spliced from 3 exons.